Messenger RNA from Aspergillus alliaceus, 1289 nucleotides. Its product is annotated as RTA1 domain-containing protein. Gene Ontology annotation, cellular component: membrane. The transcript is spliced from 4 exons. The coding region runs from base 98 to 1150 and encodes 350 amino acids. Lineage: Eukaryota; Fungi; Ascomycota; Eurotiomycetes; Eurotiales; Aspergillaceae. The record is from RefSeq and is a predicted model, not a curated record.
UUCCAAUCUUCUCUUUCCCUAGCUCGCUGGCGUUGCUUUUGGCCGAAAUUCUCCCAGGUAGCUUCUUGCUAAGUGGCACUUGAUAUCAAUUCACGUCAUGGGUUUGAAGCAGAAGUGCGAUCUCACCAUUAAGGAUGCGCAGUACCCUUACUGUGCCAAUGGCUCUGCCGCCAUUAUAUUCUCUGUGCUUUUCGGCAUCACUUUCAUCGCCCACCUUACGCAGGCGAUUCUCUACCGCAAACGUUUCUGCUGGGUGAUUGUGGUGGGUUCAGCAUGGGAGUGUCUGGGGUUGAUCAUGCGCACCUACUCGACACUGGACCAAACCAAGUCCACCACAGCCGCAGCGGGCCAGUUGCUGGUCUUGCUCGCGCCGCUAUGGAUCAACGCGUUCGUGUACAUGAUCUUCGGGCGCAUGGUCUACUAUUUUACCCCAGAUAAGAGAGUCAAGCGCAUCAAGGCCGAGAGUCUGGCCAAGAUCUUUAUCUGGCUGGAUAUAAUUGCCUUUAUCAUCCAAGCCACCGGCGGAAUCAUGGCCUCCGACUUCAGCAACAGGAUGAACGCAAUCGGUUUCCACAUCUACACAGCCGGUAUUGCCGUGCAGGAAUUUUUUAUCCUUUGCUUCUGCGGUCUAUUGGUUAUGUUCCACCGGCGCAUGAUCCUGGGGUAUGGUAGUAUCGAGCGAGGGCCCCAGUGGAAAGUGAUGGUGAUUUGCAUGUAUAUCACACUGCUUUGCCUCACGACCCGUAUCAUCUACCGCCUGGUCGAGUUUGCCGACACCGACAAGGCCGGCAAGCUGCCGCUGAGCACCAAAGAGGCCCCCUUUUACUGCCUUGAAUGUGUCCCUAUCUUCUGUGCCAUGCUCCUCUGGAAUAUCUUCCACCCGGGCCGGAUGAUGCCCGGUGCGGACAGUGAGUUCCCCAAGAUGUCGCGGAAGGAGCGUAAGCAGAUGAAGCGCGAGGCAAAAGAGGCGAAAAAGCUGGGCCCAGGCAGCACCAAAUAUACUCCAUUCUCGUCGGACUACCACCUAACGCGGAACAGCGAUGAGGGACAUGGGGAGAUGCCGACGGCCUGCAGCGAUGGGCGCUAUUACAACGAGGCGCGCUGGCCGCUGAAUGAGAUGGAAACGGGACGUGGAGGUUAUGUGCGUUGAAGAUAUUGAAGAUAUGACAAUCAUGCUGCACAGAAAAUUGGCUAGACAUUGCUAUUACCCAAUUUUCUAAUGUCUCUAGGCUUUUCUCUCUUUGUUUUUUUCUGUUUUACCCUUUUAGUGCUUCAAGUGACGAAUAUCC